AUGCUUCUCCGUUGCCAGGAGCUACGUAAGCCAAUUGUAGUGUUUCAACGCAAGUACAAGCAACAAGCCAAGACCAAUAAGGAGUUUGCUAGUGGUGACGAUGCAGGUCAACACGACGACCCUGUGCUUGACGCGUUAUCGGACAACGAUUGGCUCAAAGUUGAUGAACUUAUCAAGUUUCUCAAAGUGCCGUACGACCUUUGCAAAGCGUUGGAGGGUAACAACAGCGUGUCAGGCUUUGGCUCGUUGUGGCAUACUAUCGUCAAUCUUCAAGCACUUUGGCAGCACUACGAGGCAUGCAUCAGUAAGUUUGACCACGACGACGUUAGCUACUUUGCAACAGCUGUCGAACUCGGCCUCUAG
Macroventuria anomochaeta is the source of this 363-nucleotide messenger RNA. RefSeq lists its product as uncharacterized. The transcript has a single exon. The record is from RefSeq and is a predicted model, not a curated record. The coding region runs from base 1 to 363 and encodes 120 amino acids. NCBI's taxonomy places the organism in Eukaryota, Fungi, Ascomycota, Dothideomycetes, Pleosporales, Didymellaceae.